This is a messenger RNA of Salvelinus sp. IW2-2015, 911 nucleotides long. Its product is annotated as dnaJ homolog subfamily C member 5-like. NCBI's taxonomy places the organism in Eukaryota, Metazoa, Chordata, Actinopteri, Salmoniformes, Salmonidae. The record is from RefSeq and is a predicted model, not a curated record. Gene Ontology annotation, cellular component: membrane; intracellular membrane-bounded organelle; presynapse. Gene Ontology annotation, biological process: regulation of synaptic vesicle cycle.
UGUCCAUGGUUGGGUUUGGUGGGUGCGCGCGGUUCUCUGGGAUGCGACCAUAAUCACAAACCGUUAUUAUAUCGCUCUGGAUCAUUUCCCUAUACAGUUCAUCAAAACCAACUACAAGAGAUUGUGAAGGACGUGAGGCAUCAUGGCAGCUCAUGAACAGGCGAGGCAGCGCUCACUCUCCACCUCUGGUGAAUCACUCUACAUUGUGCUUGGCAUUGACAAGCUAGCCACUCCCGAUGAUAUCAAGAAAUCCUACAGAAAACUUGCGUUGAAAUUCCACCCUGAUAAGAACCCAGAUAACCCAGAAGCUUCUGACAAGUUUAAGGAGAUCAACAAUGCCCAUGCCAUUCUGAACGACCCCACCAAGCGGAACAUCUAUGACAAGUACGGCUCCCUGGGACUGUACGUGGCUGAGCAGUUUGGCGAGGAGAAUGUGAACACCUACUUUGUUCUGUCCAGCUGGUGGGCUAAGGCGUUGUUUGUGUUCUGUGGCCUAGCCACUGGCUGCUACUUCUGCUGUUGUCUGUGUUGUUGCUGUAACUGCUGCUGUGGGAAGUGUAAACCACGGCCCCCAGAGGGCCAGGAGCCCGACUUCUAUGUGUCCCCUGAGGACCUGGAGGCCCAGAUGCAGUCUGACGAGAGAGAGGGUGGCGGUGAAGCCAUCUUGGUGCAGCCAUCAGCGACAGAGACCACCCAGCUGACGUCAGAUGGUCACCAUUCCUCCUACCAGACCGACAUGGGCUUCAACUAAACCCCAUCCCUAUCCUGGCCUGUGGCCCUGCCUGCUACCCUGCUCCACCUUAAAAGGAUGAUUAGGGCAAUCUGUUUUAACUUCACUAAGAGCGCCAUGUCCUGGAGAGGAGCUGGAGGAGCGAGCUUGGCCUACAUACAAAACUCUUGAAGACCCCCCC